Aspergillus ibericus CBS 121593 is the source of this 513-nucleotide messenger RNA. RefSeq lists its product as uncharacterized. Lineage: Eukaryota; Fungi; Ascomycota; Eurotiomycetes; Eurotiales; Aspergillaceae. The record is from RefSeq and is a predicted model, not a curated record. The transcript is spliced from 2 exons. Bases 123 to 413 code for a protein of 96 amino acids.
GGGGGAUAUAAACAUCCAUCCCAUGCCCGCAUUCAUUCUCGGAGAAAGAAAGAAUCCUCCAACAAGCAAUACACCAAACACCAAACACAGAUAUAUUAUAUAGUAUAUAGAGUAUACUGAAAAUGUCCGGAUUCAUCCAUAAAGCCGAAGACGCGCUGCAUCUCCACCACCACCACCACCACAACAAAGAGCAUACCGAGCAUAAAGACCAUCCGGAAGCCAAGUCUCCUCCCUUAGCAGAAACAGGUCAUCCACAAGGCCCCCCUCCCCCUGGAAGUGAAGGCAAACACCACAACCACGGGCAGCAUCGCAGCAACGACGACAUCGCGCGCGAGGAUUUCCUCGCUGAUCGGGAAUAUGAUCGGGUUUUGAAGUCGCCGGAUCAUGGGCCGGGGGUGGGGUUUGAAGCUUAGAUAGUAUAUAUCUAUGGGUUGGGUUGGGGGAGGUAUUUGCUCGUGGUAAUAGAUGUUUUGUUUAGCUGGUGGUUAUACGGUUGGAAGAUACUUUGGGUUU